This is a messenger RNA of Dreissena polymorpha, 1790 nucleotides long. RefSeq names its product fibroleukin-like. NCBI's taxonomy places the organism in Eukaryota, Metazoa, Mollusca, Bivalvia, Myida, Dreissenidae. The transcript has a single exon. The record is from RefSeq and is a predicted model, not a curated record. Bases 99 to 1790 code for a protein of 563 amino acids.
GUGGCGGAUAUAUUGAAGCCGAGCGUUUCUUGUGUUUUCAAAUACAGAGCUCCGUCUCACUACUGUGCAUAACACGAAUUGUAUUUCGAAAUAUAAAUAUGUAUUUUAAAAACAAAAUGGUAUCGUACAUUCUAUAUCUAGUUUUAGUGUCAACAGUUGCUUCACAGAUUUCAAGAGAAACAUCAACAUCUAGAGUUGUUGGAAGAUUGGAUAGACUUGAAAGAAAAGUAUUCAUGCAAAAUGAUGCAAUUGAAGUCUUAAGAACUGCAUUGCAUAUUUUACAAAAGGAUCUGAAUGACGAAAUGGAUUUAAUGAAAGAGGACAUAUCUGAGCUUUUUACCAGGCUUACGGGAUCUUCAGGACAGGUUGUAAGACCUGUCGAAGAACCAGUUUCUAAAAUACAACACGGGUCAUGUGAAUGUGGAGCUAUUGUGAAUCAAUAUGAAAAUUUAAUGAUGGCAUUUAAGAAAGAAAAAAACGAAAAUAUAAUGUUUCGUAAGGAAUUUCACGAAAUAAGAAAACAACAUGAUUUUGAACACGGAAAUGCCAGCGAAAAGUUUAACAACAUGGUUUCUAGAUUAAACAACACGGAAAAGAAAUUGCGUUCAGAAAUAAACACCAUGAAGUAUGAAACAAUUGCAGAAUUUCACGAAAUGAGACAACAACAUGACUUUGAAAUCGGAAAUGUCAGCGAAAAGUUGAUUUACAUGGAUUCCAGAUUAAACAAUUCGGAAGAGACAUUACGUUCAGAAAUAAACACCAUUAAGUAUGAAACAAUUUCGGAAUUUCAAGAAAUGAGAAAACUACAGGACUUUAAAAUUGGAAACGUCAGCGAAAAGUGUUAUAAAGUCGAAUCAAGAUUAAACUAUGCGGAAAAGACAUUGCGUUCAGAUAUAGACACCAUUAACAAAGAAACCAUGGCGGUAAACCAUAGAUAUUCAGUGUGUCAAAAAGAUAUAAAUAACACGCGUUCUUACUUCAACGACGUGAUAAUUCAUUUAAAUGAAUCAUUGAUGAACCGUUCAUUGAAUACAUUGCAAGAAUUAUCUCGGAUAACAUCAGAUACUGCCCAACUUAAAACGUCGAAUGAAAUCUUGAAGAACAUAACUGAUAAUUUAAUUCGGCAUCACAGAUUCUUGCCUCAUAAAUCCUGUGACAGUGUAGUUGAGAGUGGUGAAUAUACAAUAUAUCCCGAUGCGUUUCCACAGGGCGUGAAAGUUUAUUGUUAUUUGGACUCUACGAACAAGGGCUGGAUAGUUAUACAGAGGAGGAAAGAUGGGUCUGUAGAUUUCAAUCGCACUUGGGUGGAUUACAAAGCUGGCUUCGGUGACUUAAGUGGUGAAUUCUGGCUUGGCAAUGACCAUGUCUACCAGCUGACUAAGGACACACCGAGACAGCUGAGGAUUGACAUGGAGAUGUUCAAUGGAACGAAGCGAUAUGCGCUGUAUUCUGAGUUCAAAAUAUCAUCAGAGUCUGAUAAGUAUAAGCUCCAUCUGUCCGGAUACACUGGGGACGCAGAAGACUGUUUAAUAACGAAUUGUUCUGGUUAUGGUUAUGGUAUUCACAACGGUCGGUCGUUCUCAACUUUCGAUAGAGAUAAUGACCGAGAUGGUCGAUGUUGUGCAUGCAUCUUUGCGGGAGGUUGGUGGUUUGAUGACUGUUUCAGCGCACAUCUUAACGGUAAAUACUUCAAGGAAAAAAAAUCCAUGUCUGGAUGGCAAGGAAUUCACUGGUAUAAGAUCACUGAGGGAAGCACAUCUUUAAAAUUUGUGCAAAUGAGCAUGCGCUAA